AUGCGUGUGACUGAAAAGUGUGACGUGUAUAGUUUUGGAGUGGUGGCUUUAGAAAUUAUGAUGGGAAAGCACCCAAGAGAACUGUUGGAAUCUUUAUCAUUAGCUCGGUCGGAUACACUAUCAGAUAAUAUGUUAUUAAAAGAUGUAUUAGAUCAACGACUGUUACUUCCUACUGGGAGAUUAUCUAUGGUUGUGGUGUUAACGGUGAGCUUGGCACUAUCAUGUACUAGAAGUAGACCAGAUUCACGACCCACCAUGCAUUUUGUGGCACAAGAAUUAUCGACAAGAAGUCGUGCUUCCAUGAUCUCUGAGCCAAUGAGGACUAUUACGAUUGAGAAGCUCGCUGCACUUCAAUAUCAGCAGCAGUAG
Messenger RNA from Cannabis sativa, 369 nucleotides. Its product is annotated as probable leucine-rich repeat receptor-like protein kinase At1g35710. Bases 1 to 369 code for a protein of 122 amino acids. Gene Ontology annotation, molecular function: protein kinase activity. The transcript has a single exon. Gene Ontology annotation, biological process: protein phosphorylation. The record is from RefSeq and is a predicted model, not a curated record. Lineage: Eukaryota; Viridiplantae; Streptophyta; Magnoliopsida; Rosales; Cannabaceae.